AUGUCGACGGCUGAAAUCAUCUCUAUCUCCACUGCCUUGAUGGCGUCAGGUGGUAUCGCAACCCUGACAUUCUUCGACGUCCCCGAGCUCCAAUCUCAACCUGCCUCUCGGUCUCUACCUUGUAUCCGAUGGCUGUUCAGUCGCGGGUCACACGUCUUCCCAUCAGCUUCACUUCUCUCAACCAUUGGCUUUAUAUACUCUGCAUCUUCUCGCAAUUCCCUAAGCACCGGUCCUCUCUACGCUCUCUCAACCAACACUCUCAAAGCCAAUACAUUCUUGACGGCUGCGGCUCUAGCAUUUAGCAUCGCGCCCUUUACUCAACUCAUGAUUCCGACAAACUUUGCGCUUAUUGAGGAGAAUAAUAAACUCGGUGGAACGAGAAGUAAGAAGGCUGCUGAGCAAGACAUGUCACUGGAUAGAAGUGCUUGGGAGUCAGUCAAGGGAACUGGUGAAGGUUUUGAGUUUACAGAUCUCAGUGGUCCCCAGGAGCAGACUGAAAGGGAUUCCACAGCAGAGGAAGAUGAGAAGGUUCGCAGUUUGUUGGAGAGGUUUCGAUGGCUGAAUCUCGUGAGGGCUGUUCUUAUUGGCGCUGGAGGAAUCGUUGGUCUCUAUGCUGCUAUCAGCUAA
Messenger RNA from Fusarium musae, 627 nucleotides. RefSeq lists its product as uncharacterized. The record is from RefSeq and is a predicted model, not a curated record. Lineage: Eukaryota; Fungi; Ascomycota; Sordariomycetes; Hypocreales; Nectriaceae. The transcript has a single exon. Bases 1 to 627 code for a protein of 208 amino acids.